AUGCGUGGGUUGGCUGACGAGCUGCGGGACAAGCUGAACGAAUACCGAACUGAGAACGCGCUGCUGGGGCGCCUGGCGGGCGACCUGAAGGCGGAGCGUGACACUCUAGAGGCGAAGCUGGAGGAAGCCAGGAACGCGGAGGACGGUGCUGCAGCCGAGGCCGCGGGCUGCCGCAUGUCGGCCGAGGCGGCCGGGGCGGAGGCGCGGCGGCUGGCGGCCAAGGUGCAGCGGCUGGCGGCGGCGCUGGACUCGGAGCAGCGGGAGCUGCAGCGGGCAAAGCAGCACCAGCUGCAGCUCGAGGACGCGGCCCUCGACCUGCGCCAACAGGUGGAGGAAGCUGCCCAGCAGCUGCGCGAGUCGGCCGCCAAGCUCGAAGAGGCCCAGGAGCGCGCAGCGCGGGCAGAGGCGCGGCUGGAGGCUGUCGGGCUGGCGGAGGGGGACGGUCAGAUGGCGGCGUGUGCCGAGCAGCUGCUGUCCCGCACCAUGGCCCGCGUCAGGGAGCUGACACAGGCACUGGAGGGCAGCCGAACCAAGUCGGCCGGCGCCCUGGCCAAGCUGCAGGAGCGCCUGGCUGGCUGCGAGGCGCACUGGCGCGACCGCUGCGCGGCGGCCGAGCGCGACGCGGCGGCGGCGCGGCGGGACGGCGAGCGGCGCGCGCAGGAGGCGGAGCGGCGGCUGCUGGCGCGGGUGGAGGCGGCGGUGGUAUUGGAAGCGCGGUGCAAGCAGCUGGAGAACGAGCUGCAGGACGUGCGGCAGCGGCAGCAGGAGCGGGAUGAGCAGGAGGAGCAGCAGCAGCGGGAGCGGCUUGAAAAGCAACAACAGCAAGAGCAGCAGCAGAUACAGCGGCAACAGCAAAAACAGCAGAAGCAGCGGCAGCAGCAGCAACAGAAGCAUGGAGAGAGCGAGCAGGAGUGUCACAAGGAGAUUGAGCAGCAGGCGCCAAGCCAGGAUCUGGGGGACGCACUGGCGGCGCGCAAACAGCGAGUGAACGCAAAGCGGCCGGUGGCCCAGCCGCAGCCGCCGGCGCCUGCCAACGACGAUCAGCUGAUGCCGCCGGCAGCGCAGCAGCCUCCGGCGCUACUACGACCUCAGGCUCAGUCGCAGCCUCAACAGGGGCAGCAGCAGCAGCAGCAGCAGCAGCAGCAGCAGCAGCAGCAGCAGCAGCAGCAGCAGCCCGCUGGUGACGUCAUCCUCCUGAGGCGGCAGCUGGGCGAGCGCGCCCGCCAGCUGGCGGCCCUGCGCCAGGAGCUCUCCGAGCUGCGGCAGCACCAGCAGGCGGACCGGCGGCUCGCGACCGACGCGGCCGUGCGUGCGGAGCGGCUGCGGGGUGACGUGGUCAAGGGGGUGGCCGAGCUGCAGCGCCACCUGGAUCUGGUGGCCGGCCACGCGGCGGAGAGGGCGCGGCUGGAGGAGCAGCUGAGGCGGCAGGAGGGCGAGAUCGCGGCUGCCCGCUGCGAGGGCGCCGAGCUGCGCCGGCAGCUCGCGGCACAAGCCGCAGCGUCGAUGGCGGACCUGCGGGCUGAGGUGGCGUCCGAGGCGCGCGAUAUCGCGGGGCUGGAGAUCGGGCCCGAAGUCCCCCUGGCCGUGCAGGCUUACAUGAGGGUGCUCGAGCGCAGCGUGGAAGACGGCGAGGCGCGCUGCCAGCAGCUGGCGGCCGACACGCUAUCCGCCGCCGGCGCCGAGCGCGCCGCGCGCGCCGCGCUCGCCGCAGCACGAGAGGGCGCAGCGGCGGCGGAGCGCGCGCUGCAGCAGCAGACGCGGCGGCUGCACGCGCUGGAGGGGAUACGGCUCCAGGACGUGCAGGAGCUGCACGGCCUCGAGAAGCGCUUGGCGCUGAGUCAGCAGGAGGUCUGGGCGCUGCACGGCCGUCUCUCGCAGGAGCGCGCAGCCCGCGCCGGUGCAUCCGCCUCGGUGGUUUGCGGGGAUGUCGCCAGUGCAGAUGCUGGGUGGGUUGACCAGGUGGAUGAUCUGGAACCAGAGGACGCAGCCCUUGUGGCGGCCGAGCUGGCGCAGGAAGUGCAGCAGCAAGCAGUGGAGGCUCGGAGCAGCGCAGCGUGCAGAGCAUGCGGGCCCGGACGGCCGGCGCCCGCACCAGCAGCAGGAAGCGCGGCGGGUGCGGCGGAAGCAGCAGCAGGCGCGUCAGCCAGAGCGGUGGCAAAGCUGAAGGCAGCGGAGGCAGCAGCAGCAGAAACAGGCGACGAGGGCCGGCACGGCGACUGUCCGGAUGGCGGCCACGAGCGCUCUCUGGAGCGCCAGGAGCCGCAGGCCAAGACCAUUGGCGGCACCGGCGGCGCCGGCGAGGGCUUUGGCCCGCUGCUGGCUUCUCUGCUCUCUGACAGCGGCUGUUUCCAGCCGGCGCCUGGGGCCAGCGACGGCGAGGCCGAGGCCGCGGGGGACGAGGAUGGCAGUGAGCAGUUGCACGAGCAGCGGUGGGAGCCCUGGGACGCAGGCCGAUGGCGGAUGUAA
This is a messenger RNA of Monoraphidium neglectum, 2466 nucleotides long. RefSeq lists its product as hypothetical. Gene Ontology annotation, cellular component: nucleus; SWI/SNF complex. The transcript is spliced from 8 exons. Gene Ontology annotation, biological process: regulation of transcription by RNA polymerase II. The record is from RefSeq and is a predicted model, not a curated record. Bases 1 to 2466 code for a protein of 821 amino acids. Lineage: Eukaryota; Viridiplantae; Chlorophyta; Chlorophyceae; Sphaeropleales; Selenastraceae. Gene Ontology annotation, molecular function: transcription coregulator activity.